GGCCGCCCGCAGCCCAUGGCCACCGCCGCCAAGCCCGCCGACCCCGCCCCGGCCGAUCCGCCCGCCGACGACCCCAUGGACACGGAGGAGCACGAGGAGGAGCCGGCGUCCGCGGAGGAGCACGAGGAGGAGGAGCAGCCGCAGAAGAAGCGGGCCAAGGGGAAGAGGAAGAGGGCGCCGGCCACCCCCGCCACCGGCAGGCCGUCCAGGGAGCGCAAGACGGUCGAGCGCUACUCCGAGCUCACCCCGCGCUCCACCCCCGCCAAGAAGUCCGCCUCCAUUCUCCAGGGCUCUGGGACCAAGCUCAAGGACAUCCCCAACGUUUUUUUCAAACUAACCAAGAGAAAGGCGGAUGACAAUCUGCAGAGUCUCCAUUCUUUAUUGUAUGGGAGAAAAUCAACUGCCCAUUUCUUGAAAAGAAACUUAUCCCAGUUUUCUGGUUAUGUUUGGACUGACAAUCCGGAAAAGCAAAGGAGCAAGAUAAAAGAUAAGCUUGACAAGAUGAACAAGGAGAAGUUGCUAGAUUUUUGUGAUAUACUCGAUGUUCAGGCCAAAAGUACUGCAAAGAAGGAGGAAGUUUCUGCCAAAUUGCUUGAGUUUCUGGAGUCUCCUUGCAUUACCAGAGCUGUUGUUAUCAGUGCUGUGAAGAAAGGGAAGAAGCGCCGCAUGAAGUCUAAAGGAACUAGCAAGGCAACAGCUGAAGGUGGAGAGAAGAAAAAGAGGAAGAGUCAGAAACAAGCAGUUGAGGCUGAAAAAGAGGACGAUGAUGAAGAUGGUGCUGGUCCUGCUGAUUCCGAGGACUUGUCAAUGGGAGGAAGUGAUGAGGAUGCUGAAGUGAAAGAAGAUGCCAAGAGUGAUGAAGAGCCUGAAGUGACACCAGUUAAGAAAAAGUCAAAAGAUGAUAAACAAGGGAAUAAGGAAGCUGGAUCCAAGGCAAAGGAAAAGGAUGCAUCGGUAAAGAAGACUCCUACUAAAUCUGUAAAAAGUGUGUCAAAGCCAGAUGUGGAGUUGGAGAACAAAAAGGCUGUCAAGAGAACACCAAAGAAUUCAACAAAGCAAAGCAAAACACCUGUGGACAAGGCCAAGAAGAAGGUUGCAAAACCUAAAAAGGAUGAUGGAAAAGAGAGCCAAAACAACAGUAAGGCACGCAAGAAGCCAGGUCCCAAGGCAACCGGUGAAAAUAAAGGAAAAGGCAAGGUGGCCCCAACCACUAAACAGUUGCAUGCUGUUGUUAGUAACAUAUUGAAAGAAGUGGACUUCAAUACGGCAACUCUGGCUGACAUUCUCAAGAAAUUAGGAGACCACUUUGACAUGGACCUCAUGGAUAGGAAGUCGGAGGUGAAGCGCAUCAUAGAGGAAGUGAUCAACAGCAUGUCCGAUGAUGAAGGCGAGGAAGAAAACGAGGAAGAGGAUGCAGAAGAGAAUGGCAGGAAGGAAGAAGACUCAAAGGAGGAUCCUGAUGAAGAGAAGGAUGAGAAAUAAGCUGAGCUGGCCUGACGAGAUGUGAUAUCCUGUAUUUGUCGAGUGUUCUUCUUGGUUGCUGGCGCUGUUUUUCGCCUGUACAAUGAUGGCACCGCAACAACCAUUUUGGUGGCCUGGGCAGUGCUAGAAUGUUUGUUAACCAUUUGGUGGCCCUGCAUGCCUGGUUGUUGUGCUUGACUCGGUGUUAUUGACCUGUAGUCUCUUAGUUGCUGGUCAUGUACAAUAGCUGUUUGGUCAUAUGACUAUGUUUCUUUCUUAGGUAGCUAGCCCUGACUGUAAUUUGCAGCAUGCAUACUUAUCCUUGUUCUGUUCCUUGCAUUUUAUCCAUGUAAAACAGUUGUAUUCUUGUGGA
Hordeum vulgare subsp. vulgare (domesticated barley) is the source of this 1834-nucleotide messenger RNA. RefSeq names its product protein DEK-like. Gene Ontology annotation, cellular component: nucleus. NCBI's taxonomy places the organism in Eukaryota, Viridiplantae, Streptophyta, Magnoliopsida, Poales, Poaceae. Gene Ontology annotation, biological process: chromatin organization; regulation of double-strand break repair. Gene Ontology annotation, molecular function: DNA binding; histone binding. The coding region runs from base 16 to 1482 and encodes 488 amino acids. The transcript is spliced from 11 exons. The record is from RefSeq and is a predicted model, not a curated record.